AUGGCGCUGAAAGUGCCGCGCGCGGGCGGCCCCAACCUGUUCAAGGAUGGAUACAAGCAUAUGGAAGGCAUCGAAGAGGCCGUUCUGCGGAACAUUCAGGCCGUAGGCGAGCUGUCGAAUAUCGUGCGCACGUCCUUUGGCCCGAUUGGGCGCAACAAGAUGGUCGUCAACCACCUCGGGCGCAUGUUUGUCACGAGCGACGCCGCGACGAUCAUCCGCGAGAUGGAAGUUGUGCAUCCCGCUGCGAAGCUCAUCGUCUUUGCCUCGCAGCAGCAAGAGGCCGAGAUGGGCGACGGCACCAACUUUGUGCUGAUCCUCGCCGGCGAGCUUCUGCGCAAGGCCGAGGGCCUCAUUGCGCUCGGCCUGCACCCCACCGAGAUCGUGCAAGGGUUUGCCCUUGCACGCGACCGCGCGCUCGAAGAGCUCGAGCACCUCUCGCUCGCGACGCUCUCGUCGCCGCCGACGCAAGAGUCGCUCGCGCUCGCGCUGCGCCCCGCGCUCGCCUCGAAGCAGUACGGCUCGGAGGACGUCCUUGCGCCGCUCGUCGCGCAGGCCGUGCACCUCGUGCUCCCGUCGCAGGACACGCUGCGCGACCUGAGUGUCGACAAUGUGCGUGUCGUCAAGAUCAUGGGCGGCUCCCUCGCCCAGAGCCGCGUCGUGCGCGGGAUGGUCUUUGGCCGCGUGCCGGAGGGCUCGGUCAAGACUGCGCGCCACGCCAAGGUCGCCGUGUACUCGUGCGGCAUUGAUAUCUCGCAGACCGAGACCAAAGGCACUGUCCUCCUGCACAAUGCAAACGAGCUCAAGAGCUUUUCGCGCGGCGAAGAGGUGCAGCUUGAAAAAGCGCUCACCGAGAUCGCCGAGGCGAACGUCAAGGUGGUCGUGGCGCAGAGCACCGUCGGCGAGCUUGCGCUGCACUACCUUAACCGCCUCGGGAUCUUUGUGCUAAAGGUGCAGAGCAAGUUUGACCUGCAGCGCCUCUGCCGCCUGCUCGGUGCGACGCCACUCGCGCGCCUCGGCGCGCCGACCGCCGAAGAGGCGGGCUGGGUGGACACUGCCGAGACGACCGAGAUCGGUGGCGACCGCGUCACGGUGCUGCGCCAGGAAGAGGACCAGCCCGGAGGCAAGUCCAAGCCGCGUCUCGCGACGAUUGUGCUGCGUGGCGCCACGACGUCGCACCUCGACGACCUCGAGCGCACGAUCGACGACGGAAUCAACGCGGUCAAGGCGCUCACGCGCGACCCCCGCCUCGUGCCGGGCGCCGGUGCGAGCGAGAUUGAGCUGGCGCGCCGCGUGUUUGAGUACGGCGAAAAGACCCCCGGUCUGAACCAGCACGCGAUCAAAAAGUUUGGCGAGGCGCUGCAGGUGAUCCCCCGCACGCUGGCCGAGACCGCGGGCCUGGAUGCGACCGAGGUCGUGAGCCGGCUCUUGGCGAAGCACGCGUCGUCCGACGCGGCGGACCUGGGUGUGGACGUCGACAACGAGGCCGACGGCACCGUCUCGACGGUGGCUGCGCAGAUCUUUGACGUGCUCGUGGCCAAGCACUGGGCGAUCAAGUACGCGACGAGCGCCGCGAUCGACGUGCUCAAGGUCGAUUCGAUCAUCAUGAGCAAGGCGGCGGGCAUCAAGGCCCCCGGCAAGAACCCCAACUGGGACGAGGACUAG
Molecule: messenger RNA, 1662 nt
Organism: Malassezia japonica
Lineage: Eukaryota; Fungi; Basidiomycota; Malasseziomycetes; Malasseziales; Malasseziaceae
Gene: CCT8
Product: T-complex protein 1 subunit theta
Exons: 1
Coding region: 1-1662 (553 amino acids)
Biological process (GO): protein folding
Cellular component (GO): chaperonin-containing T-complex
Molecular function (GO): ATP-dependent protein folding chaperone; ATP hydrolysis activity; ATP binding
Source: RefSeq, a predicted model, not a curated record